Molecule: messenger RNA, 2490 nt
Organism: Engraulis encrasicolus (European anchovy)
Lineage: Eukaryota; Metazoa; Chordata; Actinopteri; Clupeiformes; Engraulidae
Product: brain-enriched guanylate kinase-associated protein
Exons: 7
Coding region: 28-2259 (743 amino acids)
Cellular component (GO): synapse
Source: RefSeq, a predicted model, not a curated record
GUGAUGGUGCAGAAGGCACGUGCCUGAAUGGGCAGAGCUGAUUUGCUGAAAAUGAAACUUAAAGACUCUAAACGCUCUCUGCAGGAGCAGAAGGAGGAGAACCUGCGUAAGCGCCUCAACUACACCACCCACAAGCUGGAGCAGCUGGAGGCCGAGUUUGACUCCACGCGGCAGUACCUGGAGACGGAGCUGCGCCGCGCCCAGGAGGAGCUGGACAAGUUCAUGGACAAACUGCACAGGGUCCAGAGCAGCUAUGCAGCCUUGCAGCGGAUUAACCAGGACCUGGAGGACAAGAUACACCAUACGAAGCAACACCAUGAAGAGGAGAAAGGAGCACUCAGCCACGAGAUCAUUGUCCUCAACAAUCACCUGAUGGAGGCCAAAAUCACCAUUAAAAAGCUCAGAGAAGACAAUGAAGUGUAUCGCAAGGACUGCAACCUGGCAGCUCAGCUUCUGCAGUGUGGGAAAACUCAUUACCAAUCGCACAAGGUAUUGGAGCUCCCAAUUGACUUCCAGGACCGUCUCAGCUCCCACAUGGAAAAGCAUUGUGGCCACAGUCGUGCGGUGGCGGCACUGUGCCACUCCCCGUACUCCGACACCUCCUCCGUGCCUGCAUCAGUCAUCGGCAAGGUCCUGGAGAAGCCAGAACCAGGAAGAAUCAGCCCACGGACACGGUCGCCGAGCCCACAACAUCCGGAUGUUGACGUGUUCAGGUCCUCCAUGGACAGAAGCGGAAUCGGAAUCGGGGAGGGCAGCACCAUCACAGGGGGGCUGAGAGGAGGACAAGGACGAGCGGGACGAGGAGGAGGAGGUGGAGAGCAACUCCAGCAGCGGCACAAGAUGCCGGACCUAUAUAGCAGCGACACGGCGCUCUACUGCCCCCUGGAGGACCGGAGGCGUGAGCGCUGGCAGGAGCGGAGGCAGAGCAUGGACAUGCAGGGAAACGAGGCCGGCGGCUUGCAGCUGCUGCACGCUCAGAACUCCACCGACAGCAACCCCGACGACGACGGCAGUCUGAGUAGUAGUGGGGUUGUGGAAGUCGGGGCGGACGGGUUUCUCUCCUCCGCGUCCUCUGCCUCUGGAGUCUUCGGGUCCCACCGCCAUCACUCCUCACAUCCGUCCUUCCACAAAUUCACCCCCGCUGGAUCGCUGCCAAUGUCCAGCUCGUACUCCGGUUUCAGUGCUACUUCCGAUGAGAAAGCUGGGUGUGGCCUGGGCCUGGGCCUGGGCGGAGCUCUCUCCUCCUCCCAGCAGCUUCUCCACAGGGACUGGCGGGAGGCCGGCAGCACGGAUUACCAGCGCAAAACGAGCGCAUCGUCGUACGAAAGGGGGAGCGGGCUGGGGUUUCAGAAAUCGCGCAGCUUCCAGCACAUGGGUCAGCUUACUGGCAGCCCACAGAACAACAGGGGCGGUGUGCAGAUCAGUAGCGCCGCCGCCCCUCCUUCCUACAGGCGCACACCGUCAUGCUUCAGUGAGCCCUACCACUCACCUCACCUCCCGCCCCGCAAUAACGCUGUCUUUUCGUCAUCAGACGCACUGCGGCCAGAUAGCCGGGAGAGCUACGGCAGCAGCAGCAGCAGCAGGGUGGGGGUGGGCGUCCGUGCCUGUGAGGAGGAUUUAAGCCGACGCUGGCGCCAGCUAAGCGUGGAAGAGCUCAACGCCAUCUCCUACCGAGGGCAGAGUGGCCGUGUGUCGCCCUUCAGCUUCUCAGAGUGCCACUUUGCAACAACAAGCCCCACCAAAACCAAGCUGGGGCCCCUAUACAACAGCCUACAGAAGGGUGAUGACUCCGUCUUCCUGGGCCGCACCGUGGAGCCCUUCUCAUACACCGCCGGUGUCACAGCUGCCGCACCCACGUCGGCUAGUAGUCCGAGGCCAAGUCCCGGCCCCAAGCUGCCUCCUCGCCGGCAAGAGAAGAGAAGCCUCUACAGAGCAUCGAAAGAUGACAGCCAGGAGGAGUUGGAAGUAAGCGUACUCCAUUCAGCGAGUUCGAAAAACAAUAGGGACAGGAGUAUGAAGAAGGAGUGUGUGGACGUGGACGCGAGUCCGAACAGCUCAGCAGAACCUAGUCUGCACCAAAGCCCCCGAAACACCUCAGCCUCCUCCUCCACUCUGCAUCACUAUAAACGUCCUCUCCUGCCACCCCCUUUACCCCCCCAACGGAAAACGCCCAGGCAAUACCAGAAAUUUGGUACUACAGGGCUCAGCCGAAAAGACAGUCUGACGAAAGCACAACUGUAUGGGACCCUGAUGAACUAACAAAGCUUAGCCAUGUGUUUCAAAUGAACUGGGGAGACUUUGGGGGGUGCCACGGAUAGCAAACAAAAGUACUAAAAGAGUGUUUCAUACCCUCAUUCUCAUGCAGAUGAACAUUUCCUCUACCUUAUAAAACAAACAUUUAUCUAAUGAAACACCAUCGUGUCAGUUGCCAAAUAGCCAGCAUGCUAACAGCAGGUUUUAAAGGGACACUGUGCAGGAAAUGGUCAAAAA